AAGUGAUAUAGUCCCCGUUAAGUGAUAUAGUCCCCGUCAAGUGAUAUAGUCCCCGUCAAGUAUAGACCCCGAUAGUACGGACUCAUCCACUUAUUAACCACCAUUUUCACACAGACUGAGAAGGAUCAGAGAUGGAGAGUCACCUGAUCAAUUACUGCAGCAGCAACUCCACCUCACCCAUCUCGGAGGACCACCUUCAGUCACUCUACGAGGGCGUCUUUCAGGUGGUGUUCCCGACCUUGAUAGUGGUGGGCGUACUCACCAACUUACUCAACGUGACGGUACUAACGCGGCCCAUGAUGAGUAACAAGACCUAUAGGUGGCUGCGGUGUCUGGCUGUGGUAGACAUUUGUCUGUGUGUGCUGAGCAUCCCCAUCUGUCUGUCAAACGGUGGCCACGGCUCCACCCCCUACAGCACCGCCUUAUACUACGCUCACUUCGGGUGGUCCUCCAGCAUCGCCGCCCAGAUCCUCAGUUUCUACCUCAUGAGUUGGUUCGCCUACGAGAGGUUCCUGGCCGUGUGCCGUCACGCCGAGUACCGCAGCAGCCAGCGAUCUCGGUUGUUUAAAAGGCGUGUGGUGGGUAGUGUGGUGGGCGUGGUGGUGCUCUACCUGCCCACUGCAGUAGUGGGACAAGUGUGUCAGGUGGACGAUGGCUGGAUCCCUGUGGAUGGGUACUCCAUUGUCAAGUUACCUCUGUGGUAUUCUGUGUACUCGUGGGUCAGGGAGAUCUUUUCUCGUGUGGUCCCCGCCGCCGUCAUCACCUUCUGCAACGUCAAAAUCACUUACCGCCUCAAGCACCUCCGCAGCAUCCGCGACGGCUUCGGUAGCGGUGUGUCCCCCGCCAGGAGAGAGCGAGAACGUCGCCUGGUGCUGUUGUUGUUCUGGGUGACGGCGUUCUUCUACGUCUACAACACCCCCGUCACCGUGUACUACUUGGGCUUCUACGCUCCUCCUCCUCACCUUCGGGGCCAUCAGCAACGCCAGAUGAUGGGCAACGUGUCUAACUUUGUACUCUACUUCUUGAUCAACCCGGACUUCCAGCGUACGUUGAAGGUCAUGUUCCACCUCAGGGUGCCAGACAGUGCCAGUGCCAUCGACACAGGGACUUGUGACGUAAAGCAAUCCUCUAACUCCUUCCGUAGUUCCAUUCCCGGAUGUGGCACUACUACUGCUGCUGACAACUGUUCUGACUCAGGGCUACAACACGACCUCCCGCCCUCUGAUGCUCUGAAUAGCUACCACCCCAAUGAUAACGACAACAUCAGCUUGUAG
This is a messenger RNA of Homarus americanus (American lobster), 1274 nucleotides long. RefSeq lists its product as uncharacterized. Lineage: Eukaryota; Metazoa; Arthropoda; Malacostraca; Decapoda; Nephropidae. The transcript is spliced from 2 exons. The coding region runs from base 132 to 1274 and encodes 380 amino acids. The record is from RefSeq and is a predicted model, not a curated record. Gene Ontology annotation, biological process: G protein-coupled receptor signaling pathway. Gene Ontology annotation, molecular function: G protein-coupled receptor activity. Gene Ontology annotation, cellular component: membrane.